Messenger RNA from Notechis scutatus (mainland tiger snake), 3250 nucleotides. It is a transcript of the gene NUDCD3, whose product is annotated as NudC domain containing 3. The record is from RefSeq and is a predicted model, not a curated record. Gene Ontology annotation, cellular component: cytoplasm. NCBI's taxonomy places the organism in Eukaryota, Metazoa, Chordata, Lepidosauria, Squamata, Elapidae. Gene Ontology annotation, biological process: protein folding.
UCGGUCACGUGAUUGCGUUGCCCUUAGGGUUAGGGUUGCCCUGACAGCGGAAUAGCCUUCGCGGGUUCGCUCGGGCAAGGCGGCGGGGGGCUGGUCAGGGCAGCUGCAGCUCUCGCCUCUUUCCCGGGAAAGGCGAGUCGGGCCUCCGCGUCCGGACGCGCUUGGUCCCCGCCGGCCUCAUGGAGCGCUCCGGGGCCAUGACGGACAUGUAUGACCAGGCGUUGCUGGGGAUUUUGCAGCAUGUGGGCAACGUCCAGGAGUUCCUGAACAUCCUCUUUGGCUUCCUCUACCGUAAGACCGACUUCUACCGUCUGUUGAUGCAGCCCUCGGACCGGCUGGGCUUCCCGCCCGGCGUGGCCAAGAGCAUGGUAGUUCGGGCAUUCAAAACCUUUGAACAUCUGGCCCACCAAGAUGAUGAGAAAAGACAGCAAGAAAUUGAGGUGAAGUUGAAGAAAAAAGAAGCCGACAUGGUGGCUGCAGGAGAGAGACCAAAGGUGCCUCCUGCCGUUGCGGAGGUUGAAAUCGCCACAGCAGUAGAGCAGGACUCUGGAUUGGAAAGUGGAAAGACUGCAGAUGCAGAGGAGCCUGUAAAAGCAGAAGAAACCAUAGAAGCACAAAUUGUUGAUACAACAGCAGAACUGCCAGUAUCUGUCGCUGCCCCUGUAGAAAGUGAACAAACAGAAUUUCCCAGGAAACAAGAACAAUUCCAGGCCAAUCCUGACAGUUACAAUGGAGCGGUGCGAGAGAACUACACGUGGUCUCAGGACUAUAGCGACCUGGAAAUUAAAGUUCCAGUGCCCAAGCAUAUUCUGAAAGGUAGACAGGUUUCGGUGGACAUCAGCAGUAGUUCAAUCCAUGUAUCAGUGGUGGAGAGAAGUGGACACCAGGUGCUCAUGGAGGGUGCCCUUACCCACAGGAUCAACACAGAGAACUCUGUCUGGAGUUUAGAACCUGGGAAAUGUAUUCUAAUUAACCUCAGCAAAGUAGGUGAAUACUGGUGGAGUGCCGUUUUGGAAGGCGAAGAACAGAUCGACAUUGAUAAAAUCAAUAAGGAGCGUUCUAUGGCCACAGUGGACGAAGAAGAACAUGCAGUGCUGGACAGACUGUCUUUUGAUUAUCAUCAGAAACUUCAAGGCAAACCCCAGAGCCAUGAAAUGAAAGUCCACGAGAUGCUGAAGAAGGGCUGGGAUGCCGAAGGCUCUCCAUUCCGAGGACAGAAGUUCGACCCUUCCAUGUUCAACAUCUCUCCGGGGAAUAUGCAUUUUUAAUGGUAUCAGCAAGUGAGGAGGAGGAGGAGGAGGAGAACAUCGUGGCCUUCAUCUUUGGCACGAACCUGAUGCUACUGCCAGACUCUCUUGCAUUCGGUGCUAGAAGGAUCUCUUGUUGUCCCUGCUUGUUCUUGGAGGCUUGUUUGUAAAAUGACAAGAUUGUUAAAAAUGAUUGGUAUGUGUGGGCUUGCUUUUGGGGAGGGGGCAGAGAGGGAAUUGAAGUGGGAAUGUGGGUGUAAGUCCUUCCCUCCAGCGCCAGGUUGGUGCUUUUGAUAUUUAUGUGGGGGAAGCCUAGCAAAAGCAGCAUUACGUACUGUGUCACCACGGCAACCAGCAACUGCUGGUAGCAUUUCCUUGUCUCCUUAAUGGAUUCAUUUGUUGCUUGGGGGAGGGAGGAGAAGAGGAGAGCUUGGUUGAAGGUAUUCCUCCUCCCCUUUUCAGAAAUAGAUGCAGCUGGGUGAAAUGGUGACAACUUCUUGCUCGCUUCCUUGAAACCGCCUCCUCUGUGUGUGUGUCUGUCUCCCUGCUCUCCAGCUUUGGGUUCCCCAAAAGCUCCUCAGUGUGCUGGGCAGCAACAACCCCCGGACAAUCUGCAAUCAGUGUCAUUUGAGCAUGAUAUAAAUUGUGGGUUUGGUCCUCAAGACCCAAGGAGUGGGAGGGGAACCUUGGAGGAUCACGCAAGUCCGUGGAAAGGAGCCAAUCCAGAAGGUGACACUUGCACCAGCAUUUCUAUGAUAGCCUACAAAGCCUGGCCAACAAAUAACCAGUAGAAAAGAGGGGCACACUUACAGGUUCUUCAUGCUGUGGUUUUCCUUGUGUUUGUGAUUUAGAUAUCACAGAAUCUCAGAAAACUGCAGUACUCUCCCCCCACCCUCUUCCUCCCUCUCCCCCGUUUCUCUCCCUCCCUUUUCUUCUCCCCCUCCCUGCCCCUCUCUCCAAAUGCUCUAGCCAGGAAGCUUUCUGAGCUCAUGGCCCCAUUGUCCUCAUUUCCCCACCUAUGAUUAUAUGAAGUGCAUAAUUGUAUUUUAUGCAUUUCUGGGAUUUUUAUCAACAGGAGAUGGGGGGUAAUCAGGACCAUCUGGCAGAGAUUUUAAGAGCCCCUUUUGUAUAGAGCGGUCCCAACAAAAUUAGCCUCCCUCCCCCCAGCUGCUAUUUGCCCCAGAAAGAAAACUGCUAUUAAGGCCAAUGGUAAUUUUCCUCCUAGGGCAGAGCAGUUUCCAUAUGUAUGUGUGUAUGCAUGUGGCCAUUGUGAUUAUCUUCUUUCUAACUCUUUUUUUAAAAAUAAUAAUAAUAUCAAACAAGGAAAAGUCACCCUCCUGUAGCUGGACAGGCUAGAUCUUUUUAGGGACCUUUUAACUAGUUCCACACUUGUGCUAUUACACAAGAACCCUCUACGUAAUGAGAAAUAGCUAUACACAAAAAAGGAAAUAAAAAGAUGCUACAUUUCCUUUUGUCCAUUUAUAAAAAAAAGUCCCAACCCCGUCAAAAUAUUAAAACACAUUUUAAGUGAGUUGAAUCUGUAAACGGGCUUCUCAGAAACUAAAAUAGCUGUCUCCUCUAUCCUGAAGGAGGGUUCCACAGACAGAACACAUACUGUUUGGGGGCUCAAUUUCCCCGAGGGAAUUAUAAUUCUGACAACAAAGUCCAUAUAACAACCGCAGAGUCUAAUUUCACAGAAAACGUGUCCAUCCAGAAGGGGUUUCACCCCAUGACAGCUGGGCACAGAACUGACAAAAAUAUUGGCUUUUUCAGAGGUGAUUUUUUCAUCUUCUAGCAAGCUGGAAGACAAUUGAAGAAAAAAAAUAAAAGUAAAAUGAGGAUGUCACCUAAGGAACCAGAAAGCAACAUAUAAUGUCAAAGAAUAUGAAUAUUAGGUUGACUGGAAACAUGUUGGUUGUUACCUGUAUCAUUUUAGACUAUGAUUGAAUGAAAUACUGAAACUGCACAAAACAUCCCAUUAAAACACCAGACUGGCUUAGAGA